This is a messenger RNA of Paramecium primaurelia, 2081 nucleotides long. The record is from the annotation of a GenBank genome assembly. NCBI's taxonomy places the organism in Eukaryota, Ciliophora, Oligohymenophorea, Peniculida, Parameciidae.
AAAUAAUGAUGGCAAUGUGUUCCAAGAAGGCCUAUCUGAAAAGAAGGUCUGUUGAUAAUAAAUGUAAAUUUUUAUUCUAAAUUUUAGAUGAUGUAGAUACCAAUAUUUUUUAAGUUAAGUUUGAUUGUUUAAAAGAUAAUGUUGUUAAAAUACAUUAAGGAGAUCCUGUUAUGUGUUAACAAUGUGAGACUGUUCUUAAUAAAUAUUCAAAAAUAGAAGAUGAUGUUUAAAAACAAUAAUUUGGAAAAUAACUUUGGAUAUGUGAAUUCUGCAAUCAUUAAAAUUAUAUUCAAAUGGAAAAAGAAGAAAUACCUACCAAUGAAGAUACUGUUUAUCUUAUUUAAUCUGCUUCAGAAUAAUAAUUGUAAAUAGAAGAUGCUGAUAAUUCAAUUAUAUUUUGUAUUGAUACUAGUGGAUCUAUGUCUAGUACUGUUGAAAUCAAAGGAAAAGUCAAUUUUAAACAUGGAAUAUCUUCUGAAGAAUAUGAAAUGCUUAAAUAAUUUAUUGAACCUGGAGAUGAACAUUAAAUAUGGCCACAAUUUAAUACUAAACAAGUCACUCAUGUGUCUAGAAAAUAAUGUGUUAUAGCAGCUAUUGAAUAAUAAAUUGGAGAAUUAAAGAAGAAAAAUCCAAAUAAAUUAAUUGGAUUAAUCACAUUUAAUAAUGAAGUUGUUGUCUAUGGUGAUGGUUCUGAAAUUCCAAUUACUAUUGCUGGUGAUAGACUCUUUAAAUAAGAUGAAAUAGAAAAUCUUUUAGAAGGAACUGCUAAACAACUUAUGAAAUAUCCAAUUAAAGUUCAAGCUGAGACACUCUUAAAAAAAUUUGAGAAACUCUAAGAAAAAGGUUAAACUGCCUUAGGUCCUGCAUUGAUUUCGGCUUUGUAAUUAGCUAAAAUUGGUAAACCUGGAUCCAUGAUUAUCAUAUGCACAGAUGGAUUAGCCAAUUUAGGAUUGGGAUCUUUAGAAAAUGAUACAAAUAAACAAUUCUAUGAAGAUUUGGGGGUGUUUGCUUCAUAAUUUGGAAUUGUUAUUUCAGUUGUUACAAUAAAAGGAGAAGGAUGCAAAGUUGAUAUUCUAGGAUCCUUAUCAGAAAAAACUAAUGGAACUGUAACCAGAGUUAAACCUGAAGAUAUUGAAAAAGAUUUUGCUAAUAUUUUAAAAGAUGAACUUGUAGGUACAUAAGUUUAGUUAUUUGUAAAUUUGCAUCGUGCUUUAAAGUUUAGAGGAGAAGAGGAUCCUAAUUUGACUAAUAAACUAAAUAGAGUUAUUGGUAAUGCAACUAUAGCUACUACUUAAACAUUUGAAUAUUAAUUAAAAAAUGAUCACGAAUUACAAAAAGAAUAAAUUGAUAUUAAAGAUUUAAAGACUGUUCCAUUUUAAAUCAAAGUUAAUUAUACAAAUUUAUAAGGUGAUAAACUUAUGAGAGUUGUUACUCAAUAAGUCUCAACAACAGAAAAUGUAAAAGAGGCUGAAGAGGAGGCUGAAGUAGAAGUCAUUCAUAAAAGAAUGGCAUAAAGAACUGCCUAAAUAGCAAAGAAAGGAAAUUAUUCAGAGGCAUAGACUUAUAAUUUGUAAUGGGAUGGCUACGUUUAACAAAAUGUUAAUAUUAAUAGUAAUAUUUCGAACUAAGAAAAAAAUUAGACGUUCUAAACCUGUAAUCUAAAAUUGUAAACUGCUGUAUUGAAAUAAGAAUUACGAAAGGACAAAUUAUAAUCUCAACCAUUAAUAACAUAAUAAUAAUAAUAAUAAUAGUAAUAAUAGUAAUAAUAAUAGUAAUAAUAAUAAUAAUAAUAAUAAUAAUAAUAAUAAUAAUAAUAAUAAUAAUAAUAAUAAUAAUAACUUAGUUUUCUUGAUAGAGUAGCAGCAUUUAUAAAAGGAGAUGAUAAAAAAUAAUAAUAAUCAUAACCAUAAUUAUAACCAGCUUAAAUACUAGUUCAAUAAUCUUAAAUACCUGAUGAAAUCAUUGUUGAUUAAAUUCCUUAAAUGAAAAAAAUAAAAAAGCAAGAGAAUGAGAGUCUAAGUUGUUCAGAUGAAGAUGAAGAAAUGGCUGAUCUAUUUUAAUUUGAAUAAGGAAAAUAUUGA